Messenger RNA from Spea bombifrons (plains spadefoot toad), 1003 nucleotides. RefSeq names its product mediator complex subunit 18 (gene MED18). The record is from RefSeq and is a predicted model, not a curated record. The transcript has 3 exons. Gene Ontology annotation, cellular component: mediator complex; core mediator complex. Gene Ontology annotation, molecular function: transcription coregulator activity. The coding region runs from base 115 to 744 and encodes 209 amino acids. Lineage: Eukaryota; Metazoa; Chordata; Amphibia; Anura; Pelobatidae. Gene Ontology annotation, biological process: termination of RNA polymerase II transcription; regulation of transcription by RNA polymerase II.
UGGGAAUUGUGGUUCUGGAGCGUGAAGCUGGUUUCUACUUUGUGUGUGUUGAGACCGCUUUGGCGACACCGCUGCGAUUUACUGUAUUGUGACAGGCAUUGAGUCUGUUUGACAAUGGAGGCUCCACCAGUGACCACGAUGCCAGUGUCAGGGGGCACCAUCAACAUGAUGGAGUAUUUACUGCAAGGUAGUAUACUUGACCAGGGUUUGGAAAGCCUUCUCCAUCGUUUACGAGGAUUGUGUGAUAACAUGGAACCAGAGACCUUCUCCGACCAUGAGAGUGUGUACCUACUUAAGGGUCAGCAGGCGAGUCCCUUUGUACUCCGUGCACGUCGCUCCCUUGACAGGCCAGGCACUCCAUGGCAUCUACGAUAUUUGGGACAACCUGAAGCUGGAGACAGAAGCCGCCAUGCCCUGGUUCGAAACUGCGUGGAUAUUGCUACUUCUGAUGUGUUACCUGAUUUCCUGCAAGAGAUGGGGUUCCGCAUGGACCAUGAGUUUGUUGCCAAGGGACACUUGUUUCGGAAGGGUGCCAUGAAAGUAGCCGUAUACAAAGUGUUCCGUGUACUGGUGGCAGGAACAGCUGAAGGUGCUGAACCGUUGUCUCUCUCAUAUCUGGUUGAGCUCAGUGCUGUGGCACCAGCAGGGCAGGACACAAUAGCUGAUGAAAUCAGGAGCUUUGCAGAACAGCUGAGGCCACUGGUGCAGCUUGAGAAGAUUGACCCUAAACGUCUUAGUCUCUAGUGAGGAAAGCUUACGUUGACAUACCUUUUGCAGUUACUCUGUCCAAGAAGGCCUAAUGUCACAUGCUGGUCAAAACACUUGCACUGAAGGUGUUGCACUACAAAAACUGCUGUGGUUUGUGGAUGGAAAUGGGUAACAGUGCCCCGGCUCUCCUGUGCGCUGAAGUAGAAGUAUUUAAAUUGGCUAGUUUGUCUGUAUAGAUAAGAUCACAAAUUCCCACGGACACUCUUAAAAAUAAAAAAUAUAACUUUAAUACAUA